This is a messenger RNA of Arvicola amphibius (Eurasian water vole), 1779 nucleotides long. It is a transcript of the gene Ddx47, whose product is annotated as DEAD-box helicase 47. Lineage: Eukaryota; Metazoa; Chordata; Mammalia; Rodentia; Cricetidae. The record is from RefSeq and is a predicted model, not a curated record. Gene Ontology annotation, molecular function: RNA helicase activity; nucleic acid binding; ATP binding. The transcript is spliced from 12 exons. The coding region runs from base 17 to 1384 and encodes 455 amino acids.
GGUCCUCACAGGCAAGAUGGCGGCGGCCGAGGAGCACGAUUCCUCUACAGAAGCCGUUCAGACAGCUGCGGAAGAGGAGGAAGCUAAAACAUUUAAAGACCUGGGUGUGACAGAUGUGUUGUGCGAAGCUUGUGACCAGUUGGGAUGGGCAAAGCCCACCAAGAUCCAGAUUGAAGCUAUUCCAUUGGCCUUGCAAGGCCGAGAUAUUAUUGGGUUAGCAGAAACUGGAUCUGGAAAAACAGGUGCCUUUGCUUUGCCCAUUCUUAACGCUCUGCUGGAGACUCCCCAGCGUUUGUUCGCCUUGGUCCUCACCCCUACUCGAGAGUUGGCCUUUCAGAUCUCUGAGCAGUUUGAGGCGCUGGGGUCUUCCAUUGGAGUGCAGUGUGCUGUGAUUGUUGGUGGAAUUGAUUCAAUGUCGCAGUCACUAGCCUUGGCCAAAAAACCACACAUAGUAAUAGCCACUCCUGGCCGACUGAUUGACCACUUGGAAAAUACCAAAGGCUUCAACUUAAGAGCUCUUAAGUACUUGGUCAUGGAUGAAGCAGACCGGAUACUGAACAUGGAUUUUGAGACAGAGGUUGACAAGAUUCUCAAAGUGAUUCCCCGAGAUCGGAAGACAUUUCUCUUUUCUGCUACUAUGACCAAGAAGGUGCAAAAACUUCAGCGUGCAGCACUCAAGAACCCUGUGAAGUGUGCGGUUUCCUCCAAGUACCAGACUGUUGAGAAGCUGCAGCAGUAUUACCUCUUUAUUCCCUCCAAAUUCAAGGAUACCUACUUGGUCUAUAUUCUCAAUGAAUUGGCUGGCAACUCCUUUAUGAUAUUCUGCAGCACCUGUAACAAUACUCAGAGAACGGCUUUGCUACUCCGAAAUCUCGGGUUCACUGCCAUCCCCCUCCACGGACAGAUGAGUCAGAGCAAGCGCCUUGGAUCCCUUAAUAAGUUUAAGGCCAAGGCUCGUUCCAUUCUUCUAGCAACUGAUGUUGCCAGCAGAGGUCUAGAUAUACCCCAUGUGGAUGUCGUGGUCAAUUUCGACAUUCCGACUCAUUCUAAGGAUUAUAUCCAUCGAGUGGGGCGGACUGCCAGAGCCGGGCGUUCUGGAAAGGCCAUUACUUUUGUCACACAGUAUGAUGUGGAACUCUUCCAGCGCAUUGAGCACUUGAUUGGGAAGAAACUGCCCGUCUUUCCGACACAGGAUGAGGAGGUUAUGAUGCUCACAGAACGUGUGAAUGAAGCCCAGAGAUUUGCCCGAAUGGAGUUAAGGGAACAUGGAGAAAAGAAGAAACGUAAGCGAGAGGAUGCAGGGGAUGACGAUGAUACCGAGGGCGCCAUGGGUGUGCGGAACAAGGUGGCCGGAGGGAAAAUGAAGAAGCGGAAAGGCCGCUAGUGGCUGCGGCGAGACCGGGCUUCUGCUCUGCAGCUGUGAAGAGAUGGAAGGCGGCAGUGGACCCGCCUUCCCCUCCAACAGUUCUGAGACUCCAAUCUUUAAAUCCUGUCCAGAGGCCGGUCAGCCCGCUGGGAGCUCAGUUUUCUCUCUGAGGGAUGGAGCAUCAUUGCAGUGGGACAGCUCUGACCGUGUUGACCCGGACUGACCUGUGACUCAAGUGCCGUGGGCCCUUGUGCAUUUCUGCUUUUUCCACCUGCAAGCCAAGGGCCCGCUGAUGAAGAGCAUCGUCUGUAGUUAAUUGUAAAGCUUUUACAGAGGGGGUGUAAAUCUAUCUCAGCUGUCAUUAAGUCUGAUAUGGAACAAUACUUAUUAUUUUUAAAGAUAUAUUUUUAUUA